CUUCAACGAGCUUCAGCCUUCAACCCACUCCAAAAACAGCCGACAAAAUGCCUCCCAAGUUCGACCCCUCUGAGGUUAAGAUCAUCUACCUCCGUGCCGUUGGUGGUGAGGUCGGUGCCUCUUCGGCUCUUGCCCCCAAGAUCGGUCCUCUUGGUCUCUCGCCCAAGAAGGUCGGAGAAGACAUUGCCAAGGCCACCGGCGACUGGAAGGGCCUCCGCGUCACUGUCCAGCUCACCAUCCAGAACCGUCAGGCUGCCGUCUCGGUCGUCCCCUCGGCCUCGUCGCUCGUCAUCAAGGCGCUCAAGGAGCCCCCUCGUGACCGCAAGAAGGAGAAGAACAUUGCCCACUCUGGCAACAUUCCCCUUGACGAGAUCUACAACAUCGCCCGCAAGAUGGCCCACAAGUCGUUGGCCAAGGACCUCGCCGGCGGUGUCAAGGAGAUCCUCGGCACUGCCCAGUCGGUCGGCUGCACCGUCGAUGGCAAGCCCCCUCACGACGUCAUUGAGGCCAUUGACGCCGGCGAGAUCGUCGUUCCCGACGAGUAAACUCGGCCACUGUAUCGCAGUUGUCGGGUAGAGCGUGUACGGUAGUCGGGCAUGCAUGAGGCUUCUUCUACGGGCUGAGGGAGGGAGUGGUCGUGGACAUGGGUGGAGCUGGGUUGGAGAAGCGAGAGCACGAGGGGGCGAGAGAUGGUCGCGCUCAGAUGGACUGGGAGUGGAAGGAUGGUUGGGUAUGUGGCUGCUGCUACAGGACUGGGGCUGCAGUCGUUGGGCUUGAAUCAUGUCCAGCUAUAGCUCAGAGUCGGGUGCAGUG
Vanrija pseudolonga is the source of this 813-nucleotide messenger RNA. It is a transcript of the gene Rpl12, whose product is annotated as 60S ribosomal protein L12. Gene Ontology annotation, cellular component: cytosolic large ribosomal subunit; ribosome. Gene Ontology annotation, molecular function: structural constituent of ribosome; large ribosomal subunit rRNA binding. The record is from RefSeq and is a predicted model, not a curated record. The transcript is spliced from 4 exons. Gene Ontology annotation, biological process: translation. Bases 48 to 545 code for a protein of 165 amino acids. NCBI's taxonomy places the organism in Eukaryota, Fungi, Basidiomycota, Tremellomycetes, Trichosporonales, Trichosporonaceae.